This is a messenger RNA of Symbiodinium natans, 1815 nucleotides long. Lineage: Eukaryota; Dinophyceae; Suessiales; Symbiodiniaceae. The record is from the annotation of a GenBank genome assembly.
AUGCAGGCAGACAUGCUGACAGCGAGGAGCUCUACAUUUGUGAACCCAGGCUGUUCACCGAAAGCACUGGGCCGGUUCGAUUCUGCUCUUCCUAGUUUUGCCUGGCAAAGCUCUGUUGAUAAGUUGGUGGGUAUGCAGCAAGGUAGGCUGGAGCUGACGGUCGUGUCCUACACGUCGGCUAUGGCUCAGAUGGCUUGGAUAGUGACCUUGAAGGUCCUAGCGCAUAUGCAAGAACGGCAAUGCCUUGCCAACUCCGUGACUCUGAAUUCAAUCCUGGCAGCGACUGCAAGAUCAGCACAAUGGACGUCCGGGAUGUGCCUUCUACGCGAGAUGCAGUCGACUGGCCUGGUGCCCACCAUCAUCUCGUUCGGAACAGGCCUUAGCUUUGGAAGAGGUGCGCGCUGGCGUCAGGGCUUUCGCCUGCUGCAGCAGCUUUGGCGCAUCUCAUUGCAACUUAACACAGUGGCCGCCAAUGCCGCCAUUUCUUGCGUGUCGCCUGGCAUGUCCAUGUCGGGAAAUGAGGAGAUGCUACCUCGAGGCUGGAGCGCAGCGAUCCACAUGCACAGCCGGAUGCGCCAACGAAGCAUCGAAGUCAGUGCAGCCACCACUGGCUCCCUCAUCCAGGUGGGCCGGUUCACGAGACGCUGGCACUUGGCUCUUGGGUUCCUGAAGCUGGAGCAGCAGCUGCGUGGAGAUCGUCACCCCUCUGUGAGCCGGAUCUCUGCUAACACCGCCAUCAGCGCCUGCGAAGUCUCACAGUGGGCACGUGCCCUGGGCGUGUGUGAGUCUAUGGAAGGGGUCAUCGAUGGCGUGACCGUCAGCGCUUGCAUCUCCGCCUGUGAAAAGGGGCACAGGUGGGAGAGGGCAGUGGACUUGACCCAUCAUCUGUCUCAGGGUACAGCAGCUCCCAGGCUGACAGGCUUGGCACAAGACAAGCUGCAGUGCCUUCCCGUGGCCCUCACCGCCUGCAUCAGUGCAUGCGAGAAGGGCUGUGCAUGGCAAACAUCGCUGCAGAUGGCCGCUGAUCUCCGGCCCCUUCUGGGUUUCCAGAAGGCAUCCCAAACACUCCCGUACAAUGCGGCACUGUGCUCGUUGGGCCGGAGCGCGCGCUGGGAGCUCGCAGUGGGCAUCGUCAGCUGGCUGCACGAGUCGACCCUUCAGCCAAGCCUCGAGACGCUGAACGCGUGCGUGGGCGCGCUGCGCGUAGCGCAGGAGUGGUCAUGUGCCCUGGCAGCCUGGCUGACGUUGAAGCAGUGGGCGCUGUUGCCUUCAGUCGUGACUCUGGCGGCAUCCCUAGCCACAGUCUCUGGCAGAGCAGCUUGCAAUGCUCUCAUCUCUGUGUGUGCAGAGCCGCAGCGGUGGAGUUUGGGCAUCUGCCUCUUUGACGUGAUGGCUCCGGACCGAAUCUCAUUCAACUCCCUCGCGUCGGUGCUGGAGAAGAGCCGCCGGUGGCGCCAGACGCUGGCGCUGCUCCCGCAACUUCGAUCCCGGCGCCUGGAGCCGGACCCCUUCACCCAGGACGCCAUCCUUGCCGCUUGUCAGAGAGCCGGCGUUUGGCGCCGGGUGCUCGCAAGCCUCCAUCAGACUCCGAGCCCUGAGGUGGUUGGCAUGGUCUGCGCCGCACUCGCCUUGGCGCGGCAGUGGGAGCAGUGGCCCAAGGUACUCGAAAUGUUGCAGGAUCUUCGAGCCAGGGAUGUCGAGGUCGACGCCGCGGUCCAGGGCAUGGCGAUCGACCUUCUCAUGGCCGCCGGUGCUGGGGCACCUGCCAGCGCGCCGUACGUCCAUAGUCUGCACCUGCUUCUGGGUCAUUGCUGA